UCUCAUACCGAUCAGAGUGUGUGCGUGCUAAAUGUCACUGGCAAAAGGCAAACGCGGCACGGAAUUGUGCUUUAUUUUGUUUUGGGAAGAAAAGAUGUGUGUGAGAUUUUUGUAUUUGACAACAAUGUGGUGCGUUGGAGAAGGUGUUAGGGUUAAGGAGCAGCAGGUGACUAUUCUUGGUAAUUGAAUGUACUGAAGGUUAUAUUGGUUGGUGAAAGCUGCAGCUGCCAUGGAGGCCUAUGAAUAAGAACAGGGAUGCAGUGCGACAACCAGGGAGUGCAUGGGGAAUAUUGACACAGUACAUAAAAAGCCUCCAAUGCUUGCCAGUGUGAGCAGUGGAAAAGAAACAACUACCAUGGUAACACUAAUCACAGAAAAGUUGCAGAACCAAAGCCUGCAGGAUAUGACGUGCCAAGCCUACGGCAUUAAUCUGCACUCAACUGACAAACUGAAUGAAAGUGGCAGCUUGUUUCCAUAUGAAAUUGAUGAAGGAAGUCCAUGGGCAGUAGUUAAUAGGACUUGUCCGAUUAAAGCUGAAACAAACCGUAAUGUGGCUUUUCCUUUUUCAACGUGCCUAGCUGACCACGUUGGGUUACAAUGGCAGAUCGGCAUGAAUAAAACCUCUGUCUCUGGCUGGAUCAGUGAGCUGAAUCUCAAUGAGAACGCGAGUGUUCCCUUGGCCCCUCCCACAAAACGGCAUUGUAGGUCUCUCUCGGAGCCUGAUGAAUUGUCCCGAUGCCGAUCCCCAUGGAAACCCUGUAGUUCCAGGGUCUGGACUCCUGUGUCGAAACGUCGGUGCAACAGUGGUGGCAGCGCAACUUUGCAACGCUGCAACAGCCAUGGAAGUGCCACGCUGCAACGAAGCACAAGCAUCAAUAUGCUCCAGCAUACCAGUAAACACACGCUUUCUCUCAACAACAGUAUAUUUAAUAUCACCAGCUUCAAUACUUCACCAGUACCAAGGCCCUCCUCUGCCAGCAGCGGUUUUGUAGACAGCAGCGAGGGAAGCACAUCAAGUGUUCGUUGGAACUCUACAGGACCCUUUGAUUUUAACCCAAGGCGGCGGCUGUCACUUUCGCAGGAGCACAUUACAGAGACGGCAAAUCUCUUGCCUUCAGCGAGCAGCUCGCCCACCUCCACGCCAGAGUUGAGCCGCCGGCAGGGAUUGCUGCGAUGCCGCUCCCAGCCUUGCGUGCUGAAUGAAAGGAAAUGUGGGCUCAAACGCAGGCGGGAGGAAGAUGUCAGGUGGACACGGCCCUCUUUAGAUUUCCUAAAGAUGACCAGAACAUUAAAGAACUCGAAAAGCCUCUGCUCUCUCGACUACGAAGAAGAUGACGAUGACGAAGAUGAUCACCAUAUGAAGACUAUUGUCUCUUCACCAUGUGACUCAAAUGACCUUUUAAUGAAUAUCAUCACUCCAGGCACCAGCCCAGUGAAAGAGCAUGACUCUGUCAGGCAUCAUGUCCCAGGGGGCAGAGAUGUUUGCCACCCAAGAAAUUUUGGGAAAGAAGUCCCUGUGAGUGAGAGUGAGGAAGAUACAAGCGAUUGUGAAAGCACUGAAGAAGGAAUAUUUCCGCUGGACUAUGGCGAUCUGGAUCUAGAACAAAUAGAAAACAACUAAGUGCAGCAGCUAGAUCAGAUUGGUUGUUUUUAUACUUUUUUUUUGUUGUAGUAGAGAAUUACUUUACAUAACUCGUGUCCAUUUAAAAAAAAAAAAUCUAUUGGUUAUUCUGGGCUGCUUGAAGGUUUUUUGUAUAAAGCGGCAGUAGUCCAUUUUGUGCACAGGAGAUGGUAGUGUUCAGUAACUUUAUCCGAAAUGCACAAAGUUACUGGUUGUGAAGGGUUUUAGAAACCUUUUGGAGGAAGACAUUUUCUAUAAAUCCUGCUUUGACGAUAUUUUGCAAUCUGUAGUUUUUGAAAUGGUGGGAAAAGCUGACCUCUACAAUGAUUUUUUUUUAAAGGGCAUUCUACAUUAAAUUACACAGAUUUAACCACAGUGGUGUUGGUGCAGGAAUAGUGCUGCUUUUUUUGGGGGGUGGGGGGGUGGGGUGGGGGUUCGGGAAAGAUGUCGGUGUUCCAACAAAUCAAAUUGAUGUUGUACUUUUUAAAAGAAAAGUAAUGACUUAGAUAAACUUAAAAUGGCCAAAUAGACACAAUGGACAUCUCCAAUAACGUCACAGGAAUGCAUUUGAGCUUUGGAAAGAGACUGUGAUUGCCUGUUGUGAUCAAUUUCCCAGAAGUCAGAAACCUCAGCAAUACUAGAAGGAAGACUUAUAGUCUUUAAAUGAAAUAAAAUGGAUUUUUGCUUUGCA
Molecule: messenger RNA, 2312 nt
Organism: Amblyraja radiata (thorny skate)
Lineage: Eukaryota; Metazoa; Chordata; Chondrichthyes; Rajiformes; Rajidae
Product: protein FAM53A
Exons: 5
Coding region: 281-1621 (446 amino acids)
Biological process (GO): protein import into nucleus
Cellular component (GO): nucleus
Source: RefSeq, a predicted model, not a curated record